Molecule: messenger RNA, 2046 nt
Organism: Venustampulla echinocandica
Lineage: Eukaryota; Fungi; Ascomycota; Leotiomycetes; Helotiales; Pleuroascaceae
Exons: 2
Coding region: 1-2046 (681 amino acids)
Biological process (GO): nucleosome assembly
Cellular component (GO): CAF-1 complex; nucleus
Source: RefSeq, a predicted model, not a curated record
AUGUCGGUUCACGAAUCAGCCCGAUCUCUGAAGAGGAACCAUGACAGCUUCGAAGGCCGCGCAGAUCUGAAAGAGUCACAUACCGCUGCCGCAGACUUCCUACAAACCCUUCCAAUACCUCCUACCCCAACCAACACCUCGAAACGGAACUUAAGCCCUGCGCAGAGCAACUCCAGCCCACUGAGCGAUGUUGGACCAGUGACACCGUCUGCAGUGUUGAAUUCUCCCAAACUUGCUACUGGGGCCGGACCAAACGCCUCGGUGAAUACCAGCUCGCCGUCCGCCUUCGCAGCACUUAAUGGUGCUGCCGCCCCUCCAGCCAAGAAGACUAAACUCACAUUCGCGGAGAAAGAGAUGAGGCAGAUCCAGAAGGAUAUCAGAGAGCAGGAGAAGGCGGAAGAGAGAGCGAAGAAGGAGGCCGAGAAACAAGUACAAGCCGAAGAAAAAGCACGACGAGAUGCUGAGAAGGAGGCUGAGAGAAAACGGAAAGAGGCAGAGAAACAACUACAAAUCGAAGAGAAGGCACGACGAGACGCCGAGAAGGAGGCCGAGAAAAAGCGGAGAGAGGCUGAACGGGAAGAAAAGAGAGCUGCACAGGAGGCCGAGAAGGCUGCUAAGGAGGAGAAGAAGCUGCUGAGGGAAAAAGAGAAACAACGAGUCGAGGAGGAGAAGAUGAAAAAGGAACGCAGCCAACCGACCUUGAGUAGCUUCUUCGCCGCACCUUCUAAAGCCAGGACAGGUAGCGCGGAUGGUAAGGAAAAACGUCCCGCAAGCCCUGGACCACAAAAUUCGAAUCCUAGUCUAUUAGCUGCGUCGACUGUAAACCCCCAAGCUACCACGCCCAGCAAGCCCGAGAUAUCACCAUAUGACAAGAUGUUUCCGGCUUUCUUCAUACAUAGCGAUGUCAAGGUCGCCAGUGUUAAUCGAUUCGAGCGGGACGACGAAGCCUUGAAUUCGAUACACCAAACCCUCGACAGUUACAUAUUCGGGGAUAGGAGUCCAGACCGAAAACUAACGUUUGAUAUAAUAUCGCUGUUCCACCUACCUGAUAAUACUGGUCCUCGUGGCAAAAAUUGCAUGCCAGUCCGUGAGAUCAUGGCUGAGUUCUCAGGAGAUGCUUCUCGUCCGAUCGACUUAACCGAAGAUUCGCAAAUUUCUCAGGUCAGAAGGAUGCGCAAUCUACGAAGGGUGCCGAUGAAGAUCCUCCAAUUCAGAGAAGACGUCAGGCCCCCAUAUCGAGGAACAUAUACUAGCCGGCCUGUCCAUGGCGUGGCGAAGUUGGGUCGAAAUCCACUUCGGAGAGACCUUCCGAACACAAACUAUGAUUAUGAUAGUGAGGCUGAAUGGGUUGAGGAUGAAGAUGCCGAGGACUGCAACAGCGAUGGCGAGGAGGAAGAUGAUGGAGAGGAUGGCGAGGACAUGGAGGGCUUUUUGGAUGAUGAGAAUGAUGAACUAGCUCAUUCUAAAAGGAUGAUAAUACAAGGUGAUUUAGAACCCGUUUCGACGGGUUUGUGUUGGGAGAGUAGGAAAAAGAGGAAUACCGGUGUGGAGAUGAUGCAAUAUCGGAUGGAAAUCAUCGUUGACCCAAAUCUCAAAUCAGUCAAUCCCUUUUCGACUCAAUACUGGGUACCGAAUCCAACCACCACAGCCAUGGAACCUCCCCGCCUACCCCUCACAGCAGUGAAACCCCCAAACACCAGCACCGCCAUCCUCCCCUCGUCAACCAUCAAAGUAACGUCCUUUUUCCCUCUGACUACCUCCACUACCUCUACCACAGCGUCGUUAUCCUCCCAACAAGCUCUCCAGACUAUCUCCACACCUGGCAAAGACACCAAACCCAAAAAGCUCCUUCCGGCAGAAGACCUCCCCAAAUUUAGAGAUGCUGUGGAAGGCAGUAACCUCUCGAAAAUAGGGUUGAUCGAGGUGUUGAAGAAGCAAUUCCCUGGACGGCCAGCAGCGGCUAUUAAGGGGACAUUGGAGACUGUUGCCAAGAGGAUUGGUGCUAAGGAGGCUGAUAAAAGAUGGGUUAUCGUCGAGGGGAUGUGA